Propithecus coquereli (Coquerel's sifaka) is the source of this 3238-nucleotide messenger RNA. It is a transcript of the gene SLC40A1, whose product is annotated as solute carrier family 40 (iron-regulated transporter), member 1. The transcript has 9 exons. The coding region runs from base 218 to 1939 and encodes 573 amino acids. Gene Ontology annotation, cellular component: basolateral plasma membrane. The record is from RefSeq and is a predicted model, not a curated record. NCBI's taxonomy places the organism in Eukaryota, Metazoa, Chordata, Mammalia, Primates, Indriidae. Gene Ontology annotation, molecular function: iron ion transmembrane transporter activity; peptide hormone binding. Gene Ontology annotation, biological process: iron ion transmembrane transport.
ACGCGUGGCUCCCUUCACGACUGCGUGUCAGUCCGGCCUGUGCUCAAGUUGUGGAAUCCGGUUGGAGUGUCAAUGUGUAGGAUCCACUCUCGGGGUUUUGGCGAGAUUGAGAAGGCGGUGCUAUAUCCAGUUCUUUGCACACCUGUUAACAAGCACCUCGGAAAGAGCAGCAGCAGCAACAGUAGCAGCAGAAGAGCAAUCGGGGUCGCCUGGUGUCAUGACCAGGGCAAGAGAUCAAAACCGCCAGGGAGGAUGCUGUGGAUCCUUAGCAAAAUACCUGACUUCUGCAAAAUUCCUUCUUUACCUUGGUCAUUCUCUCUCUACCUGGGGAGAUCGGAUGUGGCACUUUGCAGUGUCUGUAUUUCUGGUAGAGCUCUAUGGAAACAACCUCCUUUUGACUGCAGUCUACGGGCUGGUGGUGGCAGGGUCUGUUCUGGUCCUGGGAGCCAUCAUUGGUGAUUGGGUGGAUAAAAAUGCCAGGCUUAAAGUGGCCCAGACAUCGCUGGUGGUACAGAAUGUUUCAGUCAUCCUGUGUGGAAUCAUCCUGAUGAUUGUUUUCUUAUAUAAAAAUGAGCUUCUGACCAUGUACCAUGGAUGGGUUCUUACUUCCUGCUAUAUCCUCAUCAUCACUAUUGCAAAUAUUGCAAAUUUGGCCAGUACCGCUACCACAAUCACAAUCCAAAGGGAUUGGAUUGUUGUUGUUGCAGGAGACGACAGAAGCAAACUAGCAGACAUGAAUGCUACAGUUCGAAGGAUUGACCAGUUAACCAACAUCUUGGCCCCCAUGGUUGUUGGCCAGAUUAUGACGUUUGGCUCCGCAGUUAUUGGCUGUGGUUUCAUUUCGGGAUGGAAUCUGGUAUCCAUGUGUGUGGAGUACUUUCUGCUCUGGAAGGUUUACCAGAAAACUCCUGCUCUAGCUGUGAAAGCUGCUCUUAAAGUAGAGGAAACUGAAUUGAAACAGCUGAAUUUACACAAAGAUACUGAGCCAAAUCCUCUUGAAGGAACUCAUCUAAUGGGUGAGAAAGACUCUAAUGUCCAUGAGCUUGAACAUGAGCAAGAGCCCACCUGUGCCUCCCAGAUGGCUGAGCCCUUCCGCACCUUCCGAGAUGGAUGGAUCUCCUACUACAACCAGCCAGUGUUCCUGGCUGGCAUGGGUCUUGCUUUCCUUUAUAUGACUGUCCUUGGCUUCGACUGCAUCACUACAGGGUACGCCUACACUCAGGGGCUGAGUGGUUCCAUUCUCAGCAUUUUGAUGGGAGCAUCAGCUGUAACUGGAAUAAUGGGAACUGUGGCUUUUACCUGGCUACGUCGAAAAUGUGGUCUGGUUCGGACUGGUCUGAUCUCAGGAUUGGCACAGCUUUCCUGUUUGACCUUGUGUGUGAUCUCUGUGUUCAUGCCGGGAAGCCCCUUGGACUUGUCUGUUUCUCCUUUUGAAGAUAUCCGUUCAAGGUUCAUUCCAGCAGAGUCAAUUACACCUACCAAAAUACCUGAAACCGCCAUUAUAACUGAAAUAUACAUGUCAAACGGGUCUGAUCCUGCUAAUACCAUUCUGGAGACCAGUCCUAAGCCUGUGCCCAUAAUCUCCGUCAGUCUGCUGUUUGCAGGCGUCAUUGCUGCUAGAGUUGGUCUUUGGUCCUUUGAUUUAACUGUGACACAGUUGCUACAAGAAAAUGUAAUUGAAUCUGAAAGAGGCAUUAUAAAUGGUGUACAGAAUUCCAUGAACUAUCUUCUUGAUCUUCUGCACUUCAUCAUGGUCAUCCUGGCUCCAAAUCCUGAAGCUUUUGGCUUGCUCGUAUUGAUUUCAGUCUCCUUUGUGGCAAUGGGCCACAGUAUGUAUUUCCGAUUCGCCCAAAAAACUCUGGGGAACCAACUCUUUGUUUGUUGUCCUGAUACAAAAGAAGUUAGGAAUGAAAAUCAAGCUAAUACAUCUGAUGUUUAAGACAGUUUUAACUGUUGCUAUCCCUGUUACUAGAUUAUAUAGAGAGAGCACAUGUGCUUAUUUCAUACUGCAGAAUUCCAAUAAAUGGCUGGGUUUUUCUCUCUGUUUUUACCACAGCUGUGCCUUGAGGACUAAAAGCUAUUUAGGAAACCUAAGUCAGCAGAAAUGAAAUGGUUAAUUUCCCUUAUGUUUAGACAUGGAAAAAAAUAGGAAAAGAAAAACUCAGUUAUGAAGAUUUUGAUAACACUGAACACCCCCUAUUUCUCAUGAGUAGAUAAAAUUUGCAUAAAAGAGUGGUUAGUCAUGUGCAUUAAGUUGUUCUUUGGCAGAUACUUAAUUAUCUGUACUAGAAUUCAGAUAUGUCAGUUUUCCUUAAAACUCAUGUCUGUUCAAGUCUGGCUAAUUUACUUUUUUUUGUAUCUUAUUGUCAGUUAUAGUAUAAAAACAAAUUCUUCUCCAAGUGUGAAGAUUAAAGUUUGAUAACCAGUAUUAUCCUUAUUGAUCUUUUUGAUCUUAAGGGACUUACAUGUUUCUGGAAAAACAAAAUAUUUAACUAGAAUUCUCUAAUAAGGUUCCUGGUUUAACUUUAAAGAGCACCUUUGUAUUUUUAUUAUCAGAUAGGGCAACAUAUUGUAUUCAGCAUAUGUAGCACUGCAUAAAAUGGCUAUCAUGUAAGCUACAGGUAGAAGCAAAGCUGUAAAGUAGAUUUAUAACACAGUGAAUGCAUAAGGACUUCAAAUAUGUCAGUAGUUUGGCCAUAGAAACCAGAAGCCAAAAGCCACACAGAAAGACAAAGGCCUAAUUUAACUCAUGCUACUGUCAUUAAUGAGCUCUAUUGUAGAAUAUGAGGGAGUAAGCCUUCAGUCUGACGAGUUACAUGUAGAAAGGAAGCCCACACUUGUAAAGGUUUUGUUUUAGAAAUCAUUUGAUUUACUUUUAACACACUCAGGUAGAACAUUUUGACUUUCACUGUUUUAUACCCAGGAGUUACUUCUACAUUGUUCUAGAGCAAGAACAUUCAUAAAAGUAUCCCUUUCAAAUGUCUUUGAGUAGAGGAGAAAAUGGUAUAUAUUUUUAGAAACUGUUUUACAAGUCAGUUUGCAGUAUGUCAGUACCAACGUGGUACUUUGCCUUAACCGUUGAUGCACUUUCAUGGAGACUGCAAUACAUUGCUAUGAGUGCUUUCUUUAUUCUUGAGGUUUAAUCUUGUUCUUCAUCUUUCUACAGUAUGACAAUGAUUUGCUAUGUUGUAAAAUCUUUGUAAAAUAUUUCUAUAUAAAAACAUUUUUAAAAUCUUAA